This is a messenger RNA of Hevea brasiliensis (rubber tree), 801 nucleotides long. RefSeq lists its product as uncharacterized. The record is from RefSeq and is a predicted model, not a curated record. Gene Ontology annotation, molecular function: structural constituent of ribosome. Lineage: Eukaryota; Viridiplantae; Streptophyta; Magnoliopsida; Malpighiales; Euphorbiaceae. Bases 70 to 441 code for a protein of 123 amino acids. The transcript has 3 exons. Gene Ontology annotation, biological process: translation. Gene Ontology annotation, cellular component: ribosome; mitochondrial large ribosomal subunit.
UUCACUUCAAGCUAACACUCCUCGCUAGGGUUUGUGGUUGAGGAAAACCGGUCAUUUUUAUCCAAAACAAUGGCGUCCAAAACCCUAAUUCGAACCGGAGCUUCACUGAUGAACCGCAUGUUCUUAUCGAAUCCGAUUCUCCACCAAAACCCUAAGGCCAAUGCUCAAAUUGUAUCUCACAGCUUUCAAAUCACUCCUCAGCUAUUUCCUUCUCCCUCUAAAUUGCAAACCUCUUACGAUUUGCCCCAAAAUGAUGCCCAUUCCGUUAAUAAACUUGCCAAAGAAGAGUUUUUCCAUCCCUUUGGUCUCCCUUCUCUCCGCUUCUUCUUGCCGGACGGUGAUUCAUCAAGUGAGCCAAUGCUCUUAUUCCCUAAAAGGACAUUCCAACCCAGCCUCAUCAGGCGUAAGAGAAAUCAUGGUUUCUUUGCGCGGUUUGUGUGAUUAAUGCAAUUUGGUGUAUGAGCAGCAAGGCAACCAAGGGUGGUAGGAGAGUCAUUGCUCGAAGAAUAGCAAAAGGUAGGUCAAGGAUUACUGCUUAGCAUCUGUCAUCACAUUGGUCGAGUAAUAAAUUUUGCUUGCAGAAGCCGCCGUUGUUCAUGGUAUGACCAAGGAAAUUAGAGAAGACCUUUGCCCCAUUUUGGUGGCUCAGCCUACCCCAAAUGCCUUGUAGGAUUACGACGCAGUUUACAUCUUUCAUUUGCUUACUUUAUGAUUUUUCUUUUCCAUAUAAAUAUUUGUAUGAAUUUUGAUGAAACUCGAGAAUGUUGUGAAGAUAUAUGCAUCUUGAUAUGGUCUGCAGAA